Sphaerulina musiva SO2202 is the source of this 1773-nucleotide messenger RNA. Its product is annotated as MFS general substrate transporter. Gene Ontology annotation, molecular function: transmembrane transporter activity. The transcript has 4 exons. The record is from RefSeq and is a predicted model, not a curated record. Gene Ontology annotation, cellular component: fungal-type vacuole membrane. Bases 76 to 1746 code for a protein of 556 amino acids. Lineage: Eukaryota; Fungi; Ascomycota; Dothideomycetes; Mycosphaerellales; Mycosphaerellaceae. Gene Ontology annotation, biological process: transmembrane transport.
AGAAAUCAUAUCAUACUCACCGAUCUUUUACACCCCUCAUUCCACUCCGACGCGAGGUAAAAAUUUAUUGUUUGAAUGGCAGCACCAGCAGCAGCAGUCGUCCAAAGACGACCCUGGGAAUGGUUCUAUCAUGAAUUUGGAUUGGUGAGCGUACACCAGACGGGGCGGAAUGCCUAUCUUAUGAUUCUGGCGAGAAGUCUUCGUAUGUUGGCAUAUGGAACGAAUGCGGUUAUUUUGGCAUUAUUCUUCGCUGAACUCGGUUUCUCCGACCGUCGAAUCGGUCUCUUCAUGUCCAUGACUCUUGUAGGAGACGUCUUCCUAGGAACAUUCCUAACCCUCAUCGCCGACCGCUUCGGCCGUCGCAAAAUCCUCCUCAUAGGAAGUCUCCUCAUGGUCUUCACGGGCCUCACAUUCGCACUCUGUGAAAAUUUCUGGCUACUACUCUUCGCCGCCAUCAUCGGCGUCGUAUCCGCGACCGGAGGGGAUUUUGGUCCGUUUCGAUCGAUUGAGGAAUCCAUGCUCUCGCAAUUGACGACGCCGGGGACGCGCGCAGAUGUGUUGGCGUGGUAUGUGACGGCGUCGGCGUGGGGGUCUUCGUUGGGGAGUGAAGUGGGAGGGAGAAUGAUUGAGAAUUUGCAGAGGAGAGAAGGGUGGGGGUUGAAGGAGGCGUAUCAUGCGGUGUUUUGGAUGUAUGCGGGUAUGGGAGUGGUGAAUAUUGGGGUUGUGUUGUUGCUUACGAGGGAGUGUGAGGCGGAGGGGAGGGGGGAGGGGAGGAAGGGGUAUGAGGAGAUUGUGGAAGAAGUGGAAGUGGAAGAAGAAGAAGAUGAUGAGGAGAGUGAUGAGGAAGAAGAUAAUGAUGAGAGUGAUGAGGAAUCGUUCGCGAUGGUUGUUGACCAACAACACCAGGAUCGCGGCUCUGCUGAUGAAGCUUCUUCACGAUCUCCAGGUUUAUUAGAAGUAUCUGUACCAACCCCGACGAAUCCGUCUACAAGGUUUGACAGUCUUCGAUCCUGGAUCCUAAAAUGGACGGGAGACAUCUCCAAACCAACCUUGAAGGUCGUCUGGAAGUUAUGGGUACUUCUCGCCAUUGAUUCUCUCGCAGAUGGCAUGGUCCCCUUUAGUCUCACCAACUACUACAUGGACCUAAAAUUCCACCCCUCAAAAUCCACCCUCGGCGACGUAACCUCCAUAAGCUACUUCCUAACCGCCCUCGGCGGCCUCUUCGCCAGCCCGCUCGCCAAAAAAAUCGGUCUAGUGAACACCAUGGUAUUCACACACAUCCCCUCCUCCACCUCAGUACUCCUCUUCCCGUUCCCCUCAACGCUCUGGAUGAGCGUCGGAUUCCUCUUCAUCCGCUCGGCAUUAAACAACAUGGAUCAAGCACCUCGAUCAGCGCUGAUUGCAGCCAUUGUGCAUCCGAGAGAACGCACGGCGGUGAUGGGGAUUACGAGUGCAUUGAGGACGUUGGCGGCGACGUCGGGGCCGAUGGUGACGGGGUUUUUGGCGGGGAGUGACAGGUUUUGGGUGGCGUUUGUGGUGGGUGGGGCUUGUAGGUUGGUUUAUGAUGUGGGGUUGUGGGUGUUGUUUGUUAAUGUGAAAUUGCAUCAGCAUGAGGAGGAGAGGGGGGUUGAGGGGGGAGCGGGAGAGAGGGUGGGGUUGGGCGAUGAGGAGGAGUUGUUGGGUGGGAGACGGUUGAAGGAUGGUGAUGAUGAUGAUGAUGAUGGUAUAAAUGAACGACGGAAAUGAAUUCAUGUCCUAGAUAGGUACAUAUAG